AUGGCCAAAACCAGGCCUUCGAAAAAGAAAUCGAAAAGAAAGGAAAAAUCAGUAUUAAAUGGCACACGAGCAGUGCAAAAAGAGAAAGUGACUGAAGAUCCUUCAGUCUUAUACGAGCAGGCAAUUGCCCUCCUUCAAACCGGACAACCAGAUGAAGCAGUCGUCCUCGUCGAACGAGGCUUGAGAAUCGCGCCCCCUGCGUCUCCUAACACAUUGAUUGGGUUAAACCUGGCUGGAGAGAUAUAUGUUGAGUUAGGAGACAUUGAUGCUGCUAGAGAGCACUUUUUGCGCGCUGUUACGCUCGAUCCCGAAGGCCUUAUACCCGAGUCCCGAGGUGGAGGAGCAGAGAAAUUCUUGUGGCUAGCGCAAUUGAGUGAAGAUGGCGGUAAAGAUAGUGUGAGGUGGUUCGAACGAGGAGUUAUGGUGCUGCGAAAGAACAUACAGGCUCUCGAAGAAAAUAUGAGCAUAGAGCAGGCGGAUGGGCUGGAGGAGCAGAAAAAGAAAAUGGCCAACGCGCUUUGUGGAGUCAUUGAAAUUUACAUGACCGACUUAUCGUGGGAGGAAGAUGCCGAGAGCAGAUGUGAAACGCUCAUCACAGAAGCCCUGUUGGUGGCCCCCGAAUCUCCUGAAUGCCUUCAGACACUUGCAUCAAUCAGAAUAUCACAGCUUCGGCACGAUGACGCGAAGACUGCUCUAUUAAGAAGUUUAGAAUUAUGGAAGGAUUUGCCUCCUGACAGCCCUAAUGUUCCUGACUUCCCUGUUCGGGUCAGUCUCUCGAGGCUUCUAAUGGAGGCCGAAAUGGAAAGGGAGGCGUUGGAGGUUCUGGAGCGAAUGAUCCUCGAAGACGACCAAAGUAUAGAGACCUGGUAUCUUGGUGGAUGGUGUCAAUACUUGCUAGGCAAGAAAACUCAAGAGCAAUCUGCUGGUGCUGUUAACGAAGCCGUCGCCGAGCAGCAACGUGCUAUUUUGCUGUCAAGUCGGGGUUGGCUCAGGCAAAGCCUGAAGCUCUUUGAUAUUGUGCAAUAUGAAGAUGCAAGAUUGAAGGAACAUGCUUUAGAACUUGUCCAAGAGCUGGAACGGGACCUUGCGGACUUCAUCGAAGAGAGUGACGAUGAGGCAGAGGCUGGGGAUGAGGAUGAGUGGGAAGACGAAAUUGAAGGCGAAUCAGACUCUGAUGACGAAAUGAUAGACACUUGA
Molecule: messenger RNA, 1197 nt
Organism: Coccidioides posadasii C735 delta SOWgp
Lineage: Eukaryota; Fungi; Ascomycota; Eurotiomycetes; Onygenales; Onygenaceae
Molecular function (GO): protein binding
Source: RefSeq, a predicted model, not a curated record